GCUGAAGAGCUGCAUGAAGCCGGUGAGGCGCAGGCCUAAUGAGGAGGAGCUGAGGAUGAUAAGCGUGGAUGAUAAUACCCGUGCUGUGGAGCAUUCUGAUGUCCAGGAGUCAGUGGGUCCCCUGGUGGCCCCCACUCCUCUCCGUCCAUGGCCCCAGAUGACACUUCAGGUUUCUGAAGUUACAUUGAUGGGCAACCCUCCAGAAGAAGGUGACAUCCCCAGAAGCAGUCCACCUGUGGCUUUUACAGAGGUCCCUCAGGCACCAGCCAUCAGGAUUCUCCCCUCCUCCCCUCUCUGUGGCCUGGUUGGCUCCCCCAGGGACCAGGCCUCAGGGCCUGAUGCAAGUGAGGGGGCCAUUGGGCCUUUCCUGGAACCCAGCCAGCAGCAGAUGGAGGCUACAUGGGAAGUAUUGAGUGAGAAUGGAGGGGAUCGAAAGGACCCUGUGGUGGGAGCUGUUAUGGAUGAGCCCCCUGGGGGUCUGGAGGUGGUGAGUGGGUUGGAGGAGCUUCUUGGCGAAGACACCAUCGACCAGGAGCUGGAGCAGCUUUACCUGUCCCACCUGAGCCGCCUACGAGCUGCUGUGGCUGCAGGUGGCAUAGGGGGUAGUGGGGAGGGCCCCAUGGAUGGGGGCAUGUCCCCCAACCAUCCCUUGGGCAUACUCACGGACCGUGACCUGAUCUUGAAGUGGCCUGGCCCUGAGCGGGCCCUGAACAGCGCCCUGGCUGAGGAGAUCACGCUGCACUAUGCCCGGCUGGGGCGUGGCGUGGAGCUCAUCAAGGACACUGAGGACCCUGAUGAGGAGGGAGAGGGCGAAGAGGGGCUCUCCAUCAUACCCUCCAGUCCAGAAGGGGACAGCCCCAAGGAAUCACCUCCGGAAAUCCUUUCUGGGGCCCGUUCUAUGGUGGCCACUAUGGGAGAUGUGUGGCUCCCAUGGGCUGAGGGUUCAGGAUGUGACAGCCCUGUGGUUCUGGGUACAGAGGGUCAGUUCUCUGGGGAUCCAGAAAAAGGGAUGGGCAAGGACACCAACUCUUUAAACAUGAAUAGGAUGAUAGUUGGGGUGACUGAGUCCCUGGGGGAGGCCAAGACAGAAGCCCAGCUGGAGGUUACUUCUGAGUGGGCAGAUGACACAGAUCCUAUAUCCAGCAAGGAUCCAGCUGCUCCAGUCCUUCUGAGGGGGCAAAAUCCCACCUUUCUUGGUCCCUUGGGGGCUGAAGUCUGUCCUAGUGUGACUGGGCCCUAUGUAUGCUCCCAGGACGAAGAGGGUGAAGGCCCAAGCCUUGAGCCCCCAAAGAAGUCUCCUACCCUAGCAGCCCCUGCAGAAUGUGUGUAUGGUUUACCUCCCCAGCUCCGGGGGCCCUUGACCCAGACUCUGGGUGUCCUGGCUGGGCUGGUGGUAGUCCCUGUGGCUCUGAACAGUGGUGUGUCCCUCCUGGUGCUUGCGCUGUGCCUCUCUCUGGCCUGGUUCUCAUAGGGGCUGCUGAUGGGACCAGCAAUAACAGGCUUCUCCCUUUCUGGGGUCUGGAGAGCAGCAGCCCUUUUACCACCCCAGAGGGUAGAGAUGGGAAUAUGUGACCUGUGCAGUGAGGGGACCUUAGUCCUUUGCUUCUAAGAAUACUUGACUGGAGAGAGGCCUUCCUGUCCCUGAUCUUUCCAGUCAGCACAGAGCUCCUUGCAGUGACACCAAUGGAGAGAAACAGGGGACCAGUGGAUGGUGUGAGUGAAAGAACUUGUGGAAUGGAACUG
Molecule: messenger RNA, 1743 nt
Organism: Tupaia belangeri chinensis (Chinese tree shrew)
Lineage: Eukaryota; Metazoa; Chordata; Mammalia; Scandentia; Tupaiidae
Gene: PPP1R3F
Product: protein phosphatase 1 regulatory subunit 3F
Exons: 4
Coding region: 14-1471 (485 amino acids)
Source: RefSeq, a predicted model, not a curated record